Molecule: messenger RNA, 396 nt
Organism: Botrytis porri
Lineage: Eukaryota; Fungi; Ascomycota; Leotiomycetes; Helotiales; Sclerotiniaceae
Exons: 2
Coding region: 1-396 (131 amino acids)
Source: RefSeq, a predicted model, not a curated record
AUGAAUCUAACUUCCGGAAAUACUAGUGGAAAUAGAGGAAGUGAAGGUGGUCAGUCCUCCAAUCUUGAGUCAAAUCCAACUGCGGAGCAAGCAGGAGGACAAUGGCAAUGCCAAAUGCCAUUACCAUUUCCCCUUGCGAUGUUCAGUUGCGACCAUUGGAAUAAACCCAACGUAAUAACAUGCGAAGCCCCGGAGAGAAACCCCUUCAACGAUGUUCACCUAAAGAACCCAGGGAGAGAUCUCGGAUGCGGUAGACAAAGGGUCGACGGAUUUUGGAGGCUGGGAACCCACGUCAAUAGAUUAAAUCUCUUUUAUAGAAAGAUAGAGCAGAUUCCUGACCUCGGCUGGGUUGUUUUGAAAGAUGGUAGGCGUGUUAACGGCAGGGAUGAGAGAUAG